Wasmannia auropunctata (little fire ant) is the source of this 498-nucleotide messenger RNA. RefSeq lists its product as uncharacterized. The transcript has a single exon. The annotation marks the transcript as partial. Lineage: Eukaryota; Metazoa; Arthropoda; Insecta; Hymenoptera; Formicidae. The record is from RefSeq and is a predicted model, not a curated record.
AUGGCAGCCCUAAUUAAGAGAGAUGAUGCUGAAAAAAAGAAAGCAGUCAAAGAUUUUUUGAAAUUAUUGACUGUUGAUAUUGAAACAAGUGUAACCAAGCCUGUAACUGAAACACAAACAGCUAAGAAAAGACAUAAAAAAGUCAUUCUUCCAUCAUUAGAAGAUAUUAACUCUUUAUAUAAACAUUUGAAAAAAACGAGAACAGAAGUUUACAUGGCGUUACAAAGUUCUUUCUCUUAUUCUAAAUGGCUCUCUUUAGCAGAGGUUACAUUAACAUCUAUUCACGUAUUUAACAGACGGCGAGCAGGAGAAAUAGAAAGAAUACUUAUUGAAGAUUUCAACACUUACGAAAAAGUAAAUAAACAUAUGAAUAGCGAUAUAUAUAAAUCAUUAUCAACAGAUGAUAGAAAGAUUGCACAAAAAUAUGUCAGAUUUUGCAUACGUGGAAAACUGGGGCGUACUGUGCCAGUUUUAUUAUCUAAUGAGUUAUUUGAUUGU